AUGGCAGACAGGGCGGUGCGAACCCACACAAAUCCGUCAAAUCGCGCCAAUGCACGGGACCAGGCGGAGCGGAAAGUGAUCUUCCGCAGUGUCUUGGAUAAUCCUUUCAGGGUACCUUGGCCGUCAGUGCCUAUCAACGUACAAAAUUCUAUCUUAGCCCGUGUGGCAGAUAUGGCCGUAGGUGUAUCCGAAUACCACCUUGCCCGUGAGAAAGCCAGUCGUAGGAGAAAGCGUACACGGGAGAGCCCCAAUGCCCCAGCGCGCAAGAUGCAGCGUCUAUCGUCACCGGGAACAUCGACGGAGAACGUCCGCCUCGCCGGGAUCGUUGAAGCCAUGCAGACUCAUCAUUCUCCAACCCCGAUGUCAGCUUCUCAGGCACCCGAAGACACAACAGAGGGCGAAUCUAACGGCACUCCAGGGCCCCCCAUUCUGCAGCAUCUGACAUUCGGCGUCAAUGAAGUCACAAAAUUACUAGAGAAAAGAGCGCAGUCGUAUCGUCACGUCGUGACCGUUGCGAACUCGACUCCAAAAUCAUCACCGCAGGCGGAGCAAUGCGCGUGCAUUAUUUUGGUUUGUCGAGGCGAUGUUGAUCCACCCAUGCUACUUCAGCAUUUUCCCCAAUUGGUCGCGGCCUGUAACUCCCGCCGUCCGACGACCUCGGAGGAGAUAGUCUGGUUGAUAGCACUGCCCAAGGGCGCGGAGUCAACCCUGGCAGAUGCAAUGGGCCUGAGAAGAGUUUCGGUGUUAGCCAUAGCGGGUUCUGCACCUGAUUUUGUGACGCUCUUACGCUUGGUGGAGAAGGUGUCAGUACCUCGUGCACCCUGGUUGACUCAAGUCGAACAAGCCAUUGAACCGACGCAUAUCAAACAAUUACGAACUACUGCACCUAAAGAUAUGAAAUCCGCCAAGGAACAGAGAGCGAAGAGAACAAGAUCAGCUGGAAAGUCCACUGUUUCCGACUAUUUGAUCAAGACAAAAGGAUUUUUGCCUGUACGACUCUACACGGAAAAUGAAGAAUCUGAACAUGCGAGUAUGCUGGUUUCUCCGAUGGAUGCCAGCCCAACAUCGAGUGCAGAGUCUGACGAUCUAUUCAUGGACGAGCCCACACCAAAUCCAAUUGACCACAGACUGUCCUUCCUGAGUAUGGCUUCCCCACCGCCUUCAGCGUUACCCUCUCCUGCUCCCGGUACACACUUUGGGAGACUACAGCCACUUUGGUUUGCUUCGCCCUCUCAGCUCCUUCAACAUGUCACUAGGAACUGGCGCACAAAUUUUGUGACUGCUGACUUGGCCACCAGACGGCUUCUUGAGCCAUUCAUCACACGUCCAUUUUUCAUGAUUAUCAGUGUUGAUGCACCUCUAAUGACGCGAUUCAAGCGAGAGAAUCAGUAA
This is a messenger RNA of Fibroporia radiculosa, 1392 nucleotides long. RefSeq lists its product as uncharacterized. Gene Ontology annotation, biological process: rRNA processing; tRNA processing; intronic box C/D snoRNA processing. Gene Ontology annotation, molecular function: ribonuclease MRP activity. Gene Ontology annotation, cellular component: ribonuclease MRP complex; cytosol; nucleolar ribonuclease P complex. The record is from RefSeq and is a predicted model, not a curated record. The transcript has 5 exons. The coding region runs from base 1 to 1392 and encodes 463 amino acids. Lineage: Eukaryota; Fungi; Basidiomycota; Agaricomycetes; Polyporales; Fibroporiaceae.